AUGGGAUCCCUGCCAUCAAAAAUAUUACAAGCUAAUGGGGUGAGAUCAUUUGGGCCCAGUUCAGGGCAUGUGAUAGCCCUGUCGCUUUCGGAAAUAGGCAUCAUGGAGCCUACAAAAACCAAGUUUGCACGAGCCAAACUGAGAUAUAUCAUUUCCUCAAGUGCUGCCCCGCCGCCCCCGGGCCCCGCCCACUCCGUACCCCCGCCCAAUCACAGGCCUCCUCCGUCCCCUAGGCCCCGCCCACACACCAGCCCCGCCCAAUCACAGGCCACGCCCAAGGCCCCGCCCCUCCUCCGUUCGCCCACCCCCAAGGCCGCGCCCCUCCUCCGCUCGCCCACCCCAAGGCCCCGCCCACCCACGGACGCUCCCCGUCCCGUAGGCCCCGCCCACCCCAAGCCCCCGCCCUAUCACAGGCCUCCUCCGUCCCUUAGACCCCGCCCACUCAGCAGCCCCGCCCAAUCACAGGUCCCGUCGCCCUCCCUCGGCCCCGCCCCUCCGCCACACGCCCAUCCUAAGGCCCCGCCCACCCCAAGCCCCCGCCCAAUCACAGAUCCCACCGCCCUUCCUCGGCCUCCUCCGCCCCCUGGGUCCCGCCCGGUCACAGGCCCCGCCGCCCUCCCCGAGGCCCCGCCCCUGCUCCGCACUCCGUCCCGUGGGCCCCGCCCACACCGCAGCCCCGCCCAAUCACAGGCCCCGCCUCCCUCCCUCGGCCCCGCCCCUCCGCCGCGGAUUGGCCCCGCCCACACAGCAGCCCCGCCCAAUCACAGACCCCGCCGCCCUCCCGCGGCCCCGCCCCUACUCCGCGGAUUGGCUCGGCGUUCCCCAGCCCCGCCUCCUCUGUCCUCGGCCCCGCCCCCCAUGGGCCCCGCCCCGCCCCUCCGACACACUCCCUCCCCUAGGCCCCUACACACACAGCAGCCCCGCCCAACCACAGAUCCCACCACCCUCGGUGGGCCCCGCCCCACUCAACACUCCGUCCCCUAG
Molecule: messenger RNA, 984 nt
Organism: Tachyglossus aculeatus (Australian echidna)
Lineage: Eukaryota; Metazoa; Chordata; Mammalia; Monotremata; Tachyglossidae
Product: basic proline-rich protein-like
Exons: 5
Coding region: 1-984 (327 amino acids)
Source: RefSeq, a predicted model, not a curated record